Messenger RNA from Akanthomyces muscarius, 411 nucleotides. RefSeq lists its product as uncharacterized. The record is from RefSeq and is a predicted model, not a curated record. Gene Ontology annotation, cellular component: membrane. Bases 1 to 411 code for a protein of 136 amino acids. The transcript has 2 exons. NCBI's taxonomy places the organism in Eukaryota, Fungi, Ascomycota, Sordariomycetes, Hypocreales, Cordycipitaceae.
AUGGAAGGCAUCUCCACCAUUGUCCACGCCGUCCUGGUCCUGUUUCUCAUCAUCGAGCUGGGCCUGACUGCUUACCUCGUCAGCAUCUCCCACGGCCACGAAUCCCGCUUCAACUUUAUGCUGUUCAACUCGCUCUGGACCCUCAUCGUCAUCGUCUACACUGGCCUCGUCAAGCGCGCCUUCUCCAGCCUCUACCACGGCAUCGUCGGCCUCGCCCUGCUCGCCAUCACCGCCAUGUUCUGGUUCGCCGGCUCCAUCGCCAUUGCCGCCAAGAUCCCCAUCCACUGCCACGGCGUCCACAGCUGCCAGGUCGCCCAGGCCGCCACCGCCUUUGGCUUCUUCAUCUGGGCCAUUGCCACCGCUCUGGCUGUCAUUGAGGGUCUGGCCUCGCGCGGCGGAUCGCGCGUCUAA